AUGGCUCCCUCCGCGUCCAAGGAGAAGCGUCUCGCAAAGAAGGCUGCCGAGGGCAAGCUCAAGGGCAAGAAGGGCAAGAAGGCCGAGGAGGUCCAGCUCGACGCUCACGGCAACCCCGUCAAGGACGAUGACGGCCCCGCGACCUCGGGCGACAAGCUCGGCGAGGUGAAGCGCCUCGCUGAUCAGAUGGACAAGCACGGCAUCUCAGACCGAGUCACCACCGGUGUCCUGGCCUCCGUCCCCUCCAGCAAGGACGUCAAGAUCACCAGUGCCAGUCUGGUCUUCCACGGCCGAGUGCUCAUCACUGAUUCCACCCUCGAGCUCUCGUACGGUCGACGAUACGGUCUCCUUGGUGAGAACGGUUGCGGAAAGUCUACUUUCCUCAAGGCUAUUGCCGCCCGCGAGUACCCCAUCCCCGAUCAUCUCGAUAUCUACCUUCUCAACGAGGGUGCCCCUCCCAGCGACCUCGGUGCCCUUGAGUGGGUUGUCCGAGAGGCCGAGUUGGAGCUGGAGCGUCUUGACAAGAUGGCCGAGAAGCUUCUCGAGGAUGAGGGCCCUGAGAGCCCCCACAUGGACAAGCUGGACCCCUCCACCUUUUCUACCCGUGCUUCCCUGAUCCUCACGGGUCUGGGUUUCAACAAGAAGACCAUCCACAAGAAGACCAAGGACAUGUCUGGUGGUUGGAGAAUGCGAGUCGCCCUCGCCAAGGCCCUUUUCGUCAAGCCCUCGCUGCUGCUUCUCGAUGACCCCACUGCCCAUCUGGAUCUCGAGGCCUGUGUGUGGCUGGAGGAGUACCUCAAGAAGUGGGAGCGAACCCUGGUGCUCGUUUCCCACUCGAUGGAUUUCCUCAACGGUGUCUGCUCCAACAUGAUCGAUAUGCGUGGCAAGCAGCUCGUCUACUACGGUGGUAACUACGACUCGUACAACAAGACCAAGUCCGAGAACGACACCAACCAGAUGAAGGCCUACCAGAAGCAGCAGGAUGAGAUCGCCCACAUCAAGAAGUUCAUUGCCAGUGCUGGUACCUACGCCAACCUGGUGCGACAGGCCAAGUCGCGCCAGAAGAUUCUCGACAAGAUGGAGGCCGAUGGCUUCAUCCAGCCUGUUGAGCAGGACAGGGUCUUCACCUUCCGCUUCGCUGAUGUUGAUAAGCUCCCCCCUCCCGUUCUGUCUUUCGACAACGUCACCUUCUCCUACUCUGGAAACCCCGAGGACGACUUGUACCGCAACCUGGACCUUGGUUUCGACAUGGACUCCCGAACUGCCCUUGUCGGUCCCAACGGUGUGGGCAAGUCUACUCUCCUCCGACUCAUGACUGGCAAGCUUUCUCCCACUGGCGGUGUCGUGACACGACACACUCACUUGAAGCUGGGUCUCUACUCGCAGCACAGUGCUGAGCAGCUCGACCUGACCAAGUCUGCUCUUGACUUUGUGCGUGACAAGUACAGCGAGAAGUCCCAGGACUACCAGUACUGGCGUCAACAGCUCGGCCGAUACGGUCUCACUGGUGAUUCCCAGACUGCCCUGAUGGGCACUCUGUCUGAGGGUCAGAAGAGCCGAAUCGUCUUUGCCCUUCUCGCCAUCGAAAGCCCCAACAUGCUGCUGCUUGACGAGCCUACCAACGGUUUGGAUAUCCCCACCAUUGACAGUUUGGCGGAUGCCAUCAACGCCUUUAGCGGAGGUGUCAUUGUCGUGUCUCACGACUUCCGAUUGCUCGACAAGAUUGCCAAGCAGAUUCUCGUGUGCGAGAACCAGACCAUCCGCGAGUGGGACGGCUCCAUCUCCGAGUACAAGAACUACCUUCGCAAGAAGAUGAUCACGGCCGGUGCCGUCUGA
Molecule: messenger RNA, 1836 nt
Organism: Fusarium vanettenii 77-13-4
Lineage: Eukaryota; Fungi; Ascomycota; Sordariomycetes; Hypocreales; Nectriaceae
Exons: 3
Coding region: 1-1836 (611 amino acids)
Molecular function (GO): ATP binding; ATP hydrolysis activity
Source: RefSeq, a predicted model, not a curated record